This is a messenger RNA of Mesorhabditis spiculigera, 822 nucleotides long. The record is from the annotation of a GenBank genome assembly. Lineage: Eukaryota; Metazoa; Nematoda; Chromadorea; Rhabditida; Rhabditidae.
AUGCUUCGGAUGAAGACGCGAAGGCUUUGCUUGCAAACCGUCGAGUUGGUCUCCCGCGUUUUCGAGAUACUCUCCAAGGGCGGGUUUUCUACGCUUAAAGUUAGAGGAUUUUUAAGCGUCUCCCUUGACACCCUCUUCGACUCCACCGUCCGUCCCUUGUCUACCCUCCUUCCCGGCCGUGCCCGUCUCGCCGUCGACAUCCUCGGCGCGUUCAUCCUCUUCCACCUCUUCCUCAUCUACGUGCUGAUCUACGGCGGCAUUAGGUUCGUCACCCAAAACACCCGACUGAAGGGCCGCAAGAUUGUCCCGUCCACGCCCGAACUGCUAGAGGUCGUCCAAAAUGUCUCUGUGUGGGUGUGCGGCUGCGUGGCCGUGAUGCCGGCCGUCACCCGUCUGACGAUCGGCGUUCCGUUUUUAUCGUCAUGGUUUGGUCGGCUGGCCCGCUGGGUGCCGUCGCUGAAGCCGCAGAUUAACAUUAAGCCCCAAGUGAAACUCGUCCAAAAGGACGGCAAGACGAAGGUGGAGCUCGGCAUGGACGAGCUGAAGCCGAAAAUGGCCGUCGGGCUGGAGCCGGCCGAUAAACAAGUCGCCACCAUCCUCAAGGGAGUCAGGACGACCACUGAUUGUGCCGUGGCCGCCCAGCAGCUCGGUGAAGCCGCCGAGCAGUCAGAUUUUGCUCAGCCCGCUGUGGAAGCUGACCAGGAGCAAGAGGACACCUCCGAGCCGUUUUACGACGCCUUCUCGGUCCAAGCUUCCGUCUCCGAUCAUGGGCUAAUCGAUGGUGUCCAGCGCCUGGACGAAUCAGAAGAAUCCAGCCAAGUC